This is a messenger RNA of Vitis riparia (riverbank grape), 1569 nucleotides long. RefSeq names its product mitochondrial fission protein ELM1. The transcript has 12 exons. The coding region runs from base 380 to 1363 and encodes 327 amino acids. NCBI's taxonomy places the organism in Eukaryota, Viridiplantae, Streptophyta, Magnoliopsida, Vitales, Vitaceae. The record is from RefSeq and is a predicted model, not a curated record. Gene Ontology annotation, biological process: mitochondrial fission. Gene Ontology annotation, cellular component: mitochondrial outer membrane.
CAAUUGUAAUCGGAAACGGCUUCGCAGGCUCAGAGAAUCAGAGCAUUGGCUUGGUUCGUGCUUUGGGGCUCUCCAAUCACCAAUCCUUAUUUGUUUCCCAGCAAACAAAGACAAACAAAACCAGGAACUAGUAUUUGUUUGUUUUAUUGAAUCUUUUUAUAUUUGAUUAGCUUGGAUUUGGCCAAUGGAAGUAUAGGUCAGCGCCCUUAAGUACCCAAAUUGAUGAAGAGAAAUUAACAUAUUGCGAAUACUGUAGUAGGCUUGUGAUACUUUGCUAGCGGUCCCUAAUUUCUUCAAGCGUGUUACUAGACCAAGAGGAGGAAUACAUGAGCGGCUUCAUUGGCUUCCAGUUUCUCUCCACAAAAAAUUAGACUAUGUCAUGAAGCAAUUCCAAACAGUCAGGGGGAAAAAAUCGAUCCAUCUUUCAGCUGAAAAAUGUGGCGUGUUGGAUAUCCUAGAAGCUGAUGCAAAGCAUAUUUCAAAAAUGGCUCGUGAAACUUUUGAGAUGGAUGGCCCAUUAUUGGUGGUUGCAUCUGGUAGGGAUACCAUUCCUGUUGCAAGCUACAUAAAACAGUUAGCUCCAGAAAAUGUUUUUGUUGUUCAGAUACAACACCCGAGGUCAGGUCUGAAUAGGUUUGAUCUGGUGAUUACCCCUCGUCAUGAUUAUUAUCCAUUGACCCCUCAUGCACAGAAACAAAUCCCUUGGUUUCUCCGGAGGUGGAUAACUCCUCGUGAACCUCCUGACAGACAUGUGGUUCUGACUCUUGGAGCUCUUCAUCAAGCUGAUUCUGCUGCACUUAGGAGUGCUGCUUCUGCCUGGCAUGACAAAUUGGCAUCUCUGGCCAGGCCCUUGUUGGUGGUUAACAUUGGAGGACCUGCAAGCAGUUGUCGAUAUGGUGCUGACCUAGCAAAGCAGUUAACGGUUUUACUACAAAAUGUUCUAUGGAGCUGUGGGAGCCUCAGGAUAUCCUUCUCAAGAAGAACUCCUGAGAAGGUAUCCAAAAUAUUAGUAAGAGAACUUGGUAAUCAUCCCAAGGUUUACAUUUGGAAUGGUGAAGAACCGAAUCCACAUAUGGGGCAUUUGUCUUGGGCUGAUGCCUUUGUCAUCACAGCUGAUUCAGUGAGUAUGUUGAGUGAGGCUUGUAGUACUGGGAAGCCGGUAUAUGUAAUUGGAGCUGAGCAUUGUAAAUGGAAGUUUGCGGACUUCCACAAAUCUCUGCUGGAACAAGGAGUGGUUCGGCCAUUCACUGGUAAAGAGAAUAUAUCUGAGAGCUGGAGCUACUCUCCAUUGAAUGACACUGCAGAGGCAGCUAGUCGAGUGCAUGACGCGCUUGCAGAGCGUGGAUGGAAAGUGCAAUCAUAAUGGACAUUUUUUUUAUAGGAAAAUCAUGCUUUCAUACAUCGAUAACAAAAUAAAAAAUAAAAAAUAAAGCUUUUAAGGACUCCAAUUUUGUGCCUCGUACUUGAAAGCCCUUCCAGCCUCUGGGGUGUUUCACCUGGUUUCUACCGGUUGAGAAGAAGCAGUUGCUUUUGCAGAUUUGAAAAUUUUCCUGAUUGGUUUUUCCAUAC